AUAGAGGGGGCGGAGCUUCUUUUGUGCAGGACAGACGCAGCCUGAUCGCAGACUGACAUGAAGAAGAAGCGUCUGUUCUUAAAGUCUGAGCCCAGAGGAAACUUUUAAUCUGCCUCCUCAGAAAACAAAUCACACGGGGACACGGUUUCAUCCAGGUGGGAGAUGUUUGCCACAGCCACCAGGAACUUUGUGGAGGAGGUGGAUCAUGGGGGUUUACUGAUCCCUGUGUCCAGCCUCAAUGACACCAUUGAGCUGCUGACUGUGGUGGUGAAGCGUAAACGUUUCUGGUUCUGGCAGAAGCCCAAGUAUCUCCCCACUGAUUUUAACCUGAAUGACAUACUGACAGGAGACAUCUUCUUACAGCCAGUUUCCAUAGAGAUAGACUUCAUCACGUUUAACGGGACGUAUGGGGACAACGUUAAGGGAGCUAUGGACGCAAAAUUUGUCCACUCCAACGUGAGCCUGCACGGCAAAGACUCGUCCAAACUCCAGUCGUCCUUCGGCAGUUUGAAAAAAGAGGAAGUGAAUGUGCAGAAGCUUCUGCAAGAAUCCAAAAACAGGGUCCUGGACAUGUCCCACUGUCUGAUCCUGCAGACCAAGGAGAAGCACAGACGUGUGUUGGGGAUUGUGAAGGAGCGUAUUGUGACCACGAAGCCCUGUUCGGUCAUAGAGGAGGUGCAGCAGGUCGGAGAGUGCGGAGGGAGCCUCAGCUCCUGUGGGCCCAAGUGCUCGAAGGUUUCAUUGAAAGAGAACGGGAGCCUGAGUAAAGACAGUAAUGUUACCAUGGAGAUACCCACUCAUACUACCAUUGCCUAUGCCCUCCUAGAACUAGAGAUCAAACAUGAUGGAUGCUAUGAGCUGUGUCUGAUGUCAGACACCACCGGAGGUUUUGAAGUAGACGGCCAGGCUAAGAAACAACUGUGGGGUGUGUCCGGAGCUGCUCCGCACGCUUCUGAAAACAGCCACCUUCAACAAGAACUGGAGCAACUUCAUGAUCACUUCGAGGUGCUGUUGACUCUUCCUGCCACCACACGGUCCUCUCUGCUCCAGCAGCUCACUCAAGUUAUGCAGGACCAAGCUGCCAUCAGUGCACUUCAGGAUGUGCUGGACCAGAUGUGCCAGGAUAAGAGCUCUGUCCUGGGUGAUGUCACGAUGACAGAGUGUCAAAAACGGAACAUCCAGGCAAUUCUGGACCUCGUGGAGCAGUGUGGUGAAGCGGAGUCAGCUCAGACAGGCCAGGCCACAUCAGUCCUCACAGCACUCCACCUCAUUAGCAGCGCCUUGGACGAGAUGACCAAUGAUUGUCGUGCCAUCUUGGGACUGUGCUGCAGCCACUCAGUGUUACAGACAAUGGAGCUGCUGGUACAGUGUGCGUCAGGAAACGGAGAGUUGCUGCUCGGCAGCGCAGACCUGUCCGUACUGACAGAGGAGGUGUAUGAAAACGCUGCACAUCUGUUCGCCUCCUCUAACGUGUGCCUGAAGAGAGACGGGGACACUGUGAGGACAGAAAUAAGCCAGGAGUCGGGGAACCUUCCUCUGGUCCUGUGUAUCGCUGUCAGAGGUUUGGCCUCAUUAACCCUCUGAGUUUAAAUUGAAGAUGCCUUCAAAUCCACCAGGAACUUUUACUAACCACACCUGCAUGAGGUACCCAGGAUCCCAUCUAGAUGUAUUAUUUAUCAAGUGUUUUAUAAAUUCUAUUUGGUGCUGUAGAAUGUUAUUACUAAGAUUUAAGAUAAAAGGUUGAUCUAAACCUUCAAGCCAAUCAGAUCCAAGAAUUCUCAGUGGGCAUGGAACAAAGUAAAAGAAACACUAAUGAUUUCAUGUGGGAUCUGACCUGCCUUCUCAGCACUUAUGCUGUCGGGACAUAUUGCACUUACACAUUCUUUGUGGCUUCAGAUUGUUUAUCUGUACUAAUAUUUUAACAUUGGUGUCUUUUGUGUUUUCCUCUGUUAAGUACCUUAAGAUUGAAUAUUCAUGAAUUCAGUAAAUAUACAUGUAACCAUGUCAUUGUUCUCUAUAGAAAAGAAUAUUUGAAGCUCUUUUUAAUGUACUAACCACAGACCUCAUUUUCAACCUCAUUGCUCACUAGAGCAAAUUUUUAAAAAAGUUUUUUUAAUAUUUUCACUUUUGAUGCCGAUUAAAUGCACAUUUCUUUGAGUUUUAAUUCAGGUUUGAUAUUGUAUAUAUUUUUCUCUAUGGUGGAAAAAUAAAAUGUGCCAAUACCAGCUGUAGU
Paralichthys olivaceus (Japanese flounder) is the source of this 2233-nucleotide messenger RNA. RefSeq names its product gasdermin Eb (gene gsdmeb). Lineage: Eukaryota; Metazoa; Chordata; Actinopteri; Pleuronectiformes; Paralichthyidae. Gene Ontology annotation, biological process: programmed cell death. The record is from RefSeq and is a predicted model, not a curated record. Gene Ontology annotation, cellular component: cytoplasm.